AUGGUGAAGUCAGGAGCCGCGGAUUCCAAUAUCUUCGGGUUCCCUGAAUACGAAGGACAGACGGAGUUUUUCCCUGAUGGGGAGGCCGCGCUGUCCGAGGGAGUGGGCUAUGCCGUCGUGCUGGGCUUCGGCGGCUUUUUCAGCCUGUUCACGACGGCCAUCGUGCUCAUCGACUACUACUUCGGCGGCACAAAGUUCACUUCGGAGCAGUUCAACUGCGCGGGGCGAUCGAUCAAGACGGGGCUCACGGCGUCGGUGAUCGUAUCCCAGUGGACGUGGGCGGCGACGCUCCUGCAGAGCUCGAAUGUCGCCUACAAGUUUGGUGUGAGCGGCCCGUUCUGGUAUGCGUCGGGUGCCACCAUUCAAGUGCUGCUCUUCGGCAUUCUCGCCAUCGAGGUCAAGAGAAAGGCACCCACCUGCCACACCAUUCUGGAGAUUAUCGAGGCUCGAUGGGGGAAGGCUGCGCACAUGGUCUUCCUUUUCUUCUGCCUGCUCACAAACAUCAUCGUCACAGCUAUGCUGCUGUUGGGAGGGGCAGCCGUCGUGAACGCACUGACGGGGGUGGACCUGAACGCUGCAGCAUUCCUCAUUCCCAUUGGUGUCAUUCUGUACACGGCGGCCGGGGGCCUCAAGGCCACAUUCCUGGCUUCCUACAUCCACACCACCAUCAUUUUCGCUGCUCUCUGCAUCUUCAUGUUCCAGAUCUACGCCACCCAUGAGGACCUGGGCAGCCCCUCGGAAGUGUACCAGAAGCUCCGCAGGGUAGAGGAAGAGCACCCAGUAGAGGACAACAGGGAUGGUUCCUACCUGACCAUGCUCAGCCGUGGUGGCUUCAUCUUUGGCAUCAUCAACGUCGUCGGAAAUUUUGGAACGGUUUUUGUGGACCAGUCCUACUGGCAGAGCGCCAUCGCGGCCAAGCCUUCCUGCACGUACAAGGGGUACCUCCUGGGAGGCCUUUGUUGGUUUGCCAUCCCCUUCACCCUGGCCACGGCUCUGGGCCUGGGGGCUGUUGCCCUUGACCUGCCGCUGACAGCCGACGAAGCCGGGGCGGGACUGGUGCCUCCUGCCACGGCAGUGCACCUGAUGGGGAAGGGAGGCGCUGUCCUCAUUCUCGUCAUGCUCUUCAUGGCUGUCACCAGCACAGGCUCUGCUGAGCUCAUCGCCGUGAGCUCCCUCCUGUCAUAUGACGUGUACAGGACAUACUUCAAUCCUAAGGCCACUGGGGCUGACAUCAUCCGGGUGUCGCGCUACAUAGUCGUGAUCUGGGGCUGCGCCAUGGGUGGCCUGGCCAUUGGACUGCAGGAGCUGGGGCUGAACUUGGGCUGGGUGUACCUGGCCAUGGGUGUUUUGAUCGGCUCAGCCGUCAUUCCCAUUGCUUUCUGCCUGACGUGGAGCAAGUGCUCACGGUACGGAGCCAUUGCUGGUGCCCUCAUUGGCCAGUGGGCUGGCAUCAUCACGUGGCUUAUCUGGGCCAAGGUGGGCUAUGAGGAGGUUACUGUGGACACCACGGGGAAGGACUUCCCCAUGUUGGCUGGCAAUCUCAUGUCCAUCCUCUCGUCUGGCUUCAUCUGCGUGGUCAUCAGUUUGAUCUACCCCGAGGAGACAAACUGGGAUGAGACCCGAAAGAUCCCCAUGCUUGAGCAUGACCCCAACGCUGCUCUUGCGAAAUCGGGAGAAGACUCGUACGAAGGCAUGACUGCUGCAUUUGCAUGGACUGUUAAGUACGGAGCUGGCGGCACAGCCUUGCUGGUCAUCGCCUGGCCCGUUUUGGCUUUGCCUGCCAAGGUGUUCAGCGAGAGCUACUUCACUUUCUGGGUGAUCAUCGCCAUCAUAUGGGGUUUGGUGGCCACAGCUGUCAUCGUCGUGUUGCCCAUUUAUGAAUCGAAGGAUCAGAUUGGCAAGAUUCUGGGCAACAUGCUCAGUGGCCAGUUCGCAGCGGCCGAGGACAAGCAGAGGCUGGGUUCUUCAAUUGAUGACAGUGCCCACAAUCCAGCUGGUGUGGUGAAGGAGGAAGAGAAGGAGGCUGCCGCAGUCACUGAGGAAGUUUGA
Messenger RNA from Ostreobium quekettii, 2049 nucleotides. The record is from the annotation of a GenBank genome assembly. NCBI's taxonomy places the organism in Eukaryota, Viridiplantae, Chlorophyta, Ulvophyceae, Bryopsidales, Ostreobiaceae.